Alternaria rosae is the source of this 974-nucleotide messenger RNA. RefSeq lists its product as uncharacterized. The coding region runs from base 60 to 974 and encodes 304 amino acids. The transcript has a single exon. The record is from RefSeq and is a predicted model, not a curated record. Lineage: Eukaryota; Fungi; Ascomycota; Dothideomycetes; Pleosporales; Pleosporaceae.
AUCUAGUGUUGCGACCCAAUAGUAAAUUCAUCCAACCUGCACUUCGCACUACUUCCAGAAUGACGACCAUCCUCGAUAUUCCAGGCACCACCCCUCCAAAUCGAUUCUUUCCGCUUAUUCAAGAAGCUAUAAAGUCGAUCGGAUACUCGGCGCUGUUUGAGAACAGGGUGGAAAAGAUUAUCGAUACCAUCGCCGCAAGCUACGAUGCUGAUCAAGCAAAAUGGGAGCUCUGGGACGCCUUCUUCAAUGCUGUCGUAUUUUGUCCUCCGCCAUACGACUCUCAUCUGGCACUUCUGGACGCCAUUCGCGCGCAACCACCUACUAAACCCAGAGUCCUACGGCUAUGCCGUGACACUGAAGAUGACGGGCGACUACACUGGUCAAAGUUACCCGGCUUUGAUAUGUAUCGGUGGGAUACGCAUGAUACUCUCCACGAACAACGUAACUGGGACGGCAUACGCGAUCCAGGCAUCGAAGGCGAUCCAGUUGGUAGCAAGAUGAGCAUUAGUGGCGAUCAACUGUACCUCCGGAUGUGUAUCUUCUCAGCUACUCUGAUGAAGCAUGACCGAAAGACAGGUAUGGGCUACCCUAUGACGGUGUUUUACGCGUGUCGCGAUGGACUCGAACGAGAACACGAUGCACCCCCGCAGCUUGAAUCGAACCUACACAGUAUACCGCUCGAGCAGGUACGGGCGCUGGAUAUUCGGGUCGCGGCGAUAUGGCUGCGCGAUGGAGGCUGGGCACUGUGGAAUCAAGAUCAUAAAGAGCUGCGAAAGCAUUUCGCGGCGGCGUUGGACGAUGACGUAUCAGAACUGUGGCCGAAGGAUGACGGGUUGACACCAGAGCGGUGGGGGUUGUGGGAGAAGAGGCUGUGGGAUCUGAGCAUGGAUGAGAGUAGGUUGGACGAAGAGACUAGGGCCGUGGUUAAGGAGGCGUAUGACGUAGUUGAAGCGAUAUUAGAUUCUGGAGAGUAA